ACCCCCGGAAGACGUCCUAAUCUGACGCUGAACCUGAACGAGUCCUCAUCGGGAUGUAAACAUGGUGAUAGGCAGAUGAGAGAAACGCCACAAUGGUCUUCGAAAGCGUGGUUGUAGAUGUCCUCAACCGAUUUUUAGGGGACUACGUUGUCAACCUUGACAGCUCGCAGCUAAAGCUCGGCAUAUGGGGAGGUGAUGCUGUGCUUAAUAAUCUUGAAAUAAAGGAAAAUGCCUUGAGCCAACUUGAUAUUCCUUUUAAAGUGAAGGCUGGUCAUAUAGGGCGUCUCCAACUGAAGAUACCAUGGAAGAACCUAUACACACAAUCCGUGGAGGCCACGUUGGAUGGUGUCUACCUGCUUAUAGUUCCCACAGCAAGCAUAAAGUAUGAUGCGGAAAAGGAGGAGAAGCAGCUUCAGGAGGCUCGCCAGAGGGAACUACAGCGGAUAGAGCAGACAAAGCUGAAGGCUGCUGAGCAAGAGAAUCCCAAGCUUGAGAAACAGGACACUUUUACGGAAAAGCUUGUCACUCAGGUCAUUAAAAACCUGCAAGUCAAGAUCUCUAACAUCCACGUGCGCUAUGAAGAUCAUGUAACAAAUCCAAACUGCCCUUUGUCAUUUGGAGUGUCACUGAAAAACCUCAGCCUUCAGACAGCUGACGCGAAGUGGAGACCCAGUCUUUUAGAUGAGAAGUCCAAGUUUUUCUUCAAGCUGGUACAACUAGAUAACUUGUUUGCCUACUGGAAUGUUAACUCAGUACUUUUCUCCAGUCACACUUCAGAUCGGGCCCUGCAACAUCUCCAGAGCAGCAUGGACGUCCACUCCUCUCACGACUUCAUUUUUCGCCCCAUUUCAGCUGAUGCAAAACUGCGGAUGAAUCCCAGGUCAGAUGUGGAUUUCUCCUCCCCUAAAGUGGACCUGAUGGUCAAUCUCAGCGAGGUGGCAAUUGAACUCAACAAAGCCCAGUACAUUAGCAUCUUGGAGCUGCUGUGCUCAGUGGAUAUGAUGUCACGUAAUCUGCCAUACAGGAAGUACAGACCCAAGGUCCAUGUUCACAAGAACGCCAAAACAUGGUGGAAGUAUGUGAUCACAGGCGUCUUGGAGAUAGAUGUGAAGCCAGGUCUCCACAUGUGGUCAUGGAAACACAUUCGCCAACACCGGCAGAUGGUAAAAAGCUACAGAGAGCUCUACAAGACAAAGAUCACCAGCAAGAAACCCAGCGAUGAGAAUCUCAAAAAAUUAGAGGAGCCCGAGAAGACUUUGGAUAUUUUUAACAUCACUUUGGCCAGACAGCAGGCUGAAGUGGAGGCAAGUAAAGCAGGCCUGCGUAUUUACCGUCCUGGGAUGAAGAUGGAGGAAGAAGAGUCUCAGGGUUGGAUCAGCUGGAUGUGGAACUGGGGGGCACAGCCUGAUACAGAAAGAAAAGAAGUUAAGACUGGAGGGUUUGAUGAGCUGUUAACCCCUGCUGAGAAAGCCAAACUCUACACUGCCAUUGGAUACAGCGAGACUGCUGCUAAUCCCAAUCUGCCAAAGGAUUUUGAGAACAUGAAGGUCAACUUCCACAUGGAGAAACUGUCCAUGUCAAUUAAAGAUGACAAGGACAAAAACGAGAUCAUCAGGCUGACUGUGGGAGAGCUGUACUCCACACUCACACAGAGACCUGGAGCACAAGCCAUCAAAAUCACAGCCAAGCUUACUUUGUUUGAGGUCACUGGCCUCGCCAAUAAGCAGCCUCCACCAACUCUCCUUUCAUCAAGGAAGGCAGCCAUAGGAGCAGGGACCCCACUGCUUUGUAUCCUGUUUGAGACCAACCCCCUGGACGAGAGCGCUAACCAGCGGCUUCACGUAGAAUCACAACCCUUGGAAAUCAUCUAUGACGCUAUAACUGUGAACAGCAUAUCGGCGUUCUUCAGGCCUCCUGAUGACAUGCAGCUGGAUGAGCUCACGAAUGCAACCCUGAUGAAACUGGAGCAGUUUAGAGACCGCACAGCCACUGGUUUACUGUAUGUGAUUGAAACACAGAAGGUUCUCGACCUGAAGGUGAACUUGAUGGCCUCCUACGUGAUCAUUCCACAGACCGGUUUUUACAAUGGCACUCAGAACAUCUUGCUGUUGGAUCUUGGUCAUUUCAAGAUGUCCAGUCAAAGCAGGAAACAUCUACCUCAGCUGUGUGUGAGUUCCAGCAACAUUGAGGACAUCAUGUCCAGAGCUUACGAUAGCUUUGAUGUGCAACUUGAAAGCCUACAGUUUCUUUAUAGCAAACCAGAUGGUAACUGGAAAAAGGCCCGCAAACAGAAACAGUCACCCCUCCACAUCCUAGAGCCAGUUGAUCUAAAGGUGGUUUUUAGCAGGGCAAUGAUCAACAAAGACUCCCGCAUGCCAAAAUAUAAGAUGUCUGGAAAGCUUCCUCUGUUGUCUCUUCGUAUUUCUGAUGUAAAACUUCGAAGUGUUCUGGAGCUGGUGGACAGUAUCCCGCUGCCUGAAAGCAAACCUGCUGCACGUGGCAAUGCUCCAUCAUCAACUCCAAAGCCUAGGCAGUCUUUCACCCCUCAUCUCACUCCCAGAAAACCUCUGAACUUUGAUCAGCGCUCUUCUCUCAUUUUUGAGUCAUGUGAGACCAUCAGCAUCACCUCAUUAGGGUCAGAGGAGGAUCUGUUCUAUGAUGCGCCCAGCUCUCCCCUUGGGGAGAAACCAUUUUUUCCAGACAAUCCCAUGCCGCUGCGCUAUGUCGAUGCAAGCAAAAGAAAAAGUCUCAUCAAGGAAGAUGCACAAAAGAACAUGACUGACUUCUUUAUGACAUUUGAGAUCAGUGAGUUUUCUGUUCAGCUCUGUCGUUUGUCUGGAAGUAUGGAGGUUACGGUGCUCCACUUAGACAUAGAGGGUCUGGGCACUGAGCUGAAGCUGCGCACCUUUGACAUGACGUCUAAUACCUACUUGCGAGAGAUCUGCCUCAAGUGUCCUGAAUACAUGGAUUCUGAAGACAAGCAAGUACAGCUGAUCACCACACUGGACAACAAAGAAGUCGACCUGCUCACUCUGGAGUAUAUCAAAGCUGACAAGAAUGGUCCCGACUUCAAGUCUCAAUAUAAUAACACUGAGCAGCUCAUCAAGGUGACCUUUUCAUCACUGGAUGUUCACCUCCACACGGAGGCUCUCCUCAAUACCAUGAACUUCCUCAGUAAGCUCCUUCCUGAAUCUAAUAAGAAGGAAGGACAGCAGGAGGAGCUUCCCACUAUCCCUGAGGAAGACGAUGCUGAAGCAGAGAAGGAGGAAGAGAAGAAGGAGGAAACUGCUGUAACCAAGAAAAAACCUUCAAAAAGGUCAAAAUUUGCAGAUGUGGUUAAUCUGCAUAUCAAAACUGAUCUCCGCUGCCUUAAAGUUUUCAUUCGAGGACAGAAGGCCAGGAUCUCAGAGAUCAGUAUUGAAGGUCUGGUUUCCGAGGUCCUGAUGAGGAAGAAGGGGAUGGAGGUUUCAGCCAAAUUGAAGAACAUUGUGAUUCUGGACUGUAACAAAGAAGCUUUUUACAAAAAGGCUGUGUCCAUAGCAGAUAAGGAAGUGUUUCACUUCCACAUGGUAAACUAUACAGAUGCGACUGAAGGAGAUGCCUAUCUGGACAUGUCUAACGUUGACACUACUGUUACACUAAGUGUGGGCUGCAUUCAGGUCAUCUUCCUCAACAAGUUUCUCUCAUCUAUACUGGAGUUUGUCAAUAACUUCCAGGAGGCUAAAGAGGCACUAACUGAGGUAACAGUUCAGGCUGCGGAAAAAGCAGCAUCAGGCGUGAAAGAACUGGCUGAACGGACCACUCGGAUCGCUCUUGAUGUCCACUUCAAUGCACCCGUCAUCUUCCUCCCCCAGUCCUCCUCUUCAUCAAAUGUCAUUGUAGCUGACCUUGGUCUGCUUUCUAUCAAAAAUCGUUUUGCCAUGCAACCCUGUAAAUCAGAUGCCAGCAUCCCACCUGUUGUGGAUAUAAUGACUGUGAGACUGACUGACCUUAAGAUGUUCAGAGUCAAAUUUAAAAAUGAACGUUUUGAAGAAGAGAUCCAACUGCUGAAGCCAGUGAGCCUAGACUUGGAAAUCCGUAGAAAUCUAUCUUCCAGCUGGUACCAUGAAAUACCUGACAUAGAUAUUGGGGUCCAUCUAAAGCCCAUGAGUCUGCUCCUAUGCCAGAAUGACAUGAUCAUUGUCCUGAGGACUCUGAACGAGAACCUGUCAGAGAAGUCUGAUGCUGGUCCACCUCCAGCUGCUCUGCCUGCCACUGACCCAUCCUCUGACUCUGUAUCCAACAAAGACUCCCAGGAGUCUGGGGCCACUGGACCACCCAGCAGUAACACAGUGGUGACAGCUGCUGUUGUAGAGACACAGAAAAACAGCAAGCUGAGAAAGAACACGCUGAAAUUAAACUUCAAGUUUGACUCACUGACUGUGGUUCUGUACAGCUCCAAUGAGGAUAAGCAGUUAGAACCACAACGUGAGCUGUCAGGCCCACAUCAUGACCAGUCACACCCACAACAUGAGCCGUCAGAUCCACAUGAUGAGCAGCUGAAGCUAGCAGAAUUUACUCUGGGAACCAUCUCCACCUCUGUCCACAUGUACUCCGACAGCUCCAUGAAGGCCUCAGUACAACUUGCUGAAUGCCUUCUAGACGACAAGAGGCCAAAAGCCAAAAGUAUCACCCCAAGGAUGAUGGCAAUGUGUCCUGGUGCAGAACAGAACAACAUGGUGGAAGUGAGCUAUCGUCAAACCCGUGAAAGCACCACUUUAGAUACAGUGGUGCAGGAUGUGUAUCUAUGUGCCAGCAUGGAAUUUCUGCUCACGGUGGCCGAUAUCUUCCUUAAGGCCACCCAGCAGGGUUUUGCCCAAGUGCCACAACCCAAGAACAGUACUGGUGCUGGCGAUAAGAAGAACAUUAACUCAUCGGUCACAUCUAAAGAGUCUGCUACAGCUACAGCCACGGUAACAAAGACUGAAAUGAAUGUUGUGGUGCGAAACCCAGAGAUUGUAUUUGUAGCUGACCUGACUCGUGAUGACGCCCCAGCUCUGGUGAUGACCACAUAUUGUGAACUAGUAAUGAAAAAUGGUGCAGAAGGAUCACGGAUGACUGCUGUUAUCAAGGACCUCAAGGUUGUUGCCUGUCCAUUCUUAAGACAAAAGAGGAGAAACAAUGUGACUACAGUGCUUCAGCCAUGUCAGGUGUACUUCGAAAGUACUCAGUCUCCAAUCUCCGCUCAGGCUAUGGAGGUCACCAUCAACGCUCUCUCACUUAAGGUAUCUCCAGUCAUAAUCAACACCGUGAUUACUAUCCAGUCAGCACUCACUCCAACAGCAGAGACCCCUGAGAAGCUGGACAGCCCCGUUCCUGUGAACCUGUGGGAUAAGCGGAGUUGGAAGGAGCUCAAACUCUGGUUCCUAGAAGAAGAUGACGAUGAAGACACCAAAUCAAUGACCCGCUUAAUACCACAGGGAGAGUCCCUAAAGGUGAACAUCAGAUCAAUCUGUGUGACUCUGGAGGCUGGAGUGGGACAUCGCACCAUCCCCAUGCUUCUGGCAAAGUCCUCCUUCAAAGGAGAUGUGGAGAACUGGUCCACGCUCAUUAACUUAUACAGUCAGCUUACCUUAGAGGUUCACUAUUAUAAUGAAGUGAUGGGAGUGUGGGAGCCACUACUGGAGCCCUUAGAAGAUGAGACAAGAGAUGGUUUCAGACCAUGGGUGCUGGAACUGAAGAUGAAAAAGAAACCUGUGAAGUACACAGAAAUGUCAGAUGAAGUGGAUUCCAAUAUCCCAGACUACAAGACAGUCAUUGCCAUCCACAGUAAAGAUCAGCUCAACAUCACACUUUCCAAAUGUGGACUGGCUAUGCUGAGUAACCUGGGCACUGCAUUUGCUGAAGCUGCCAAACAGACAGCAGAGUGUUUUCAAAAGGAUGAAGCUCCAUUUGUAGUCAAAAACCGUCUUGGCCUACCAGUUUCUGUGCGCCACAGUGAGAUGUUUUGUCCUGUUGGACAGCAGAGUAUCGCUAAUACUGUGAAGCUGCAGAAUGGCGAAUCCCUCGGAAUGGACUAUUCAACCACAACAGACACUGAUCAUUUCUCAGCAAUGACCUCUUUGAGUGGAAAAGACUAUUACAUACAGCCUACUCCGGAUGGUCACACCUCAGCCAGUGUGAUCCCUUUGAUCAAAGUGGGCCGUGGAAUGUACAGUGUAAUGCACAACAACUCAGGAGUCACCCGUUUCCUGGUCUGUCAGAUUUCCUCUGUAGAAGGCAGCAAGUACAUCAAGAUCCGCUCUCCUUUCCAGCUCAUCAAUCAUUUCUCAAUACCAUUCAACGUUUUUGAAGGAUCAAUCCUUCUGGGUACUGCUCUCCCUGCUGAGGAGUUCUGUGUUCCUCUGGACUCGUAUAGGUCUGAGCUGAGCCUUCAGCCAGUAAUAGAGAGCACAGAUGAUAGUCAGGGUGAGCAGUAUGAUUGCUCAGAAGGCUUCAGUUACGAGGACGUUAACAACCUGGAGCCUGAGAAACGCCUACAGCAAAUCUGCCGUCGCCGUGGAAACCAAGGUGGUGUGAUGACCAUCAACAUUGUGCCAUUAAAAGAUGCAGUGACGUGCAAAGAGACCGGAGAUGUCGGGGAGAAUUUUGACGUGCCCUUCGUGCUUCACUUGUGGCCUUCCAUCCUGCUACGCAACCUUCUGCCUUACACCAUCACCUACAGUCUAAAGAACAGUGGAAUCUCUGCAUCUGAGGCUACUUUGGACCCUGGUCACUCUGCUCAGCUUCACACUGCAGUCAUCAACCAGUCAAGUCUUGAUCUUCGCUUGAUUGAGUACUUGGCUCAGGAUUGGUCUUCUGUGUAUAGACUCAACAGUGAUCAGGAAGAGAUCACCUUCAUUGUGUUCAAGUCUCUAAGAGAGGAUGCAGACGAAGAUGGAGAUGCAGUGGAGAGGAAGAGGGCUGAGCUGGAUAUAGCAGUUCAUGUUAAAUAUGAUCUGGGGAAGAUGGUGGUUGCUAUCCAUUCACCGUACUGGAUGAUAAAUAAGACGGGCAGGUUGUUGCAGUACAAGGCUGAUGACAUUCACCGCAAACAUCCCAUGGACUACAAGAUGCCGUUGCUCUUUUCAUUCAAGCCUCGGUACUUCUUGCGAAACAAUAAGGUUCGUCUUAUGAUCUCAGAAAGUGAACUAUCUGAUGAAUUCUCUCUGGACACAGUUGGGAGCCACGGGGAUGUGAAAUGCAAAGGCAGAUUCAAAGAUUAUCUGGUCGGUGUGAAGAUCGAUGCAAGCAGUUUCAGUCUGACCCGCAUUGUGACCUUUGUGCCCUUCUACAUGCUGGUCAACAGAACUAAGCACAGUGUGUUCAUAUGCGAAGACGGGCAAGAAACUUGGACUGAGGCAAAACCAGAACAGUCAGCCAUCCCUUUCUGGCCUGAGAGUGACACUAAGAAGCUUAAAAUUAAAGUAGAAGCUUCCCUAUCGCCUCCAGUGACUAUCGACUUCAAACGACCAGAGAACUGCUUAUUGCUACAUCUGGACAACAAAGCGGGUGGGAUUAUAGUAGACAUGAAUCUGUCGGAACACUCGGCCACUAUUCAAUUUUCUGACUACCAUGAUGGCGCAGCCCCUUUCCUCAUCAUCAACCACACUAAAAAUCAGACUCUUCAGUUCCAUCAGAGUGUCCGGACAGAAUCCUCGUGGGUGGCUGACCAGAUACUUGACCUCUCCUUCUCAGUGGAGGAGGACAGCUCUCAGAAAAAGGCAGAGCAUGAGGAGCUGGAGGCUGGGAAAGCUGUGUACUACACCUGGACUGAGCCCACUGGGUCACGAGCGCUCUCCUGGAAAUGCAGCACUUACUCUGGGACACUAAAGAGUGAAGAGGUACUGCACGACUCUGAUGUUGUGUGGGAAUUCAAACCUAAGAAGAAGAGUCGAUGGAAGCCUCUGACCAUUAAAGAAGCUGAAGUUAUGGAGGACAAGUUCAAAGACUACCUGGAAUCUGGGGCCGUAGACAAGGAAAUUUUCGAUCUGGAAAACGGCUUUCAGGUGUGCUUUAAUCCCACUGGCCAGGACAUGCAGAUAAUGAAGCCAUGUGAUGCUCCUCUUAGGAGGCACUUCCUGCCGGGUGUGAAGGUGGAGUACAGCAUUUCACCGCGACAGAGCGCCUAUCGUAUCCAAGUUCACCGGAUACAGAUCCAGAAUCAGCUACCCGGGGCCAUCUUUCCUUACGUUUUUUACCCCGUAAAACUGCCAAAGUCUGUCGCCAUGGAGACAGAACCCAAACCUCUAACUGAUAUCAGCAUUGUUACCCGAGCAGCGGGGCACUCUAAUAUCUCACGCAUCAAGUACUUUAUGGUUUUAAUUCAGGAGAUGGAUCUAAAACUUGAUCUGGGCUUCCUGUACGCCAUCCUGGACCUGUUCUCCCCAGAGAACGACAGCAUCACGAGCGCAGAACAGGAGGUGGAACUGUUUGAAAAGGACAUAACGAACAUAAAGACAGAACUGAACCAUGUCUCUGCUGCUGAUAAAUCUCCCAUCAGCCUCUACAAGUACUUCCACAUUUCCCCCAUUAAGCUGCACCUGAGUUUCUCUCUGAGCUCAGGCGGAGAGGAUGGCUUGACACAGAAGAGAGAUUCGGAACUGAUCCCUGUGCAGUCGCUAAAUCUGUUGCUAAAGAGUAUCGUCACUGACGUGCAGGAUGUGGUCUUCAAGCUGGCCUUUUUUGAAUUGACAUACCAGUUCUACACCACUCAGCAGCUCCAGUGGGAGGUCCUCAGACAUUAUUCUAAGCAGGCUAUUAAGCAGAUGUAUGUGCUGGUGCUGGGCCUCGAUGUUCUUGGAAACCCAUUUGGACUGAUCAGAGGAUUGUCAGAAGGGGUUGAGGCUUUCUUUUAUGAGCCCUAUCAGGGAGCCAUCCAGGGCCCUGAGGAGUUUGUUGAAGGAAUGGCUCUUGGGGUUAAGGCGCUGGUGGGAGGAGCUGUAGGCGGUAUUGCAGGUGCAGCCUCCAGGAUAACAGGUGCCAUGGCAAAGGGUGUUGCAGCAAUCACAAUGGAUGAAGAGUACCAGCAGAAGAGACGAGAAGCUAUGAACAAACAGCCCAGCGGUCUGACAGAGGGUCUGACCAGGGGUGGAAAAGGACUGGUGUCUGUAUGUAAAACUGUUUGGUUUUUUUGGUUUUUAAGUUGCUCCUCUCUGUUUAUCAGCAGGAAACACACAGUUAAUGCAGGAUGUAGGAAGUAG
This is a messenger RNA of Neolamprologus brichardi, 9221 nucleotides long. The record is from RefSeq and is a predicted model, not a curated record. NCBI's taxonomy places the organism in Eukaryota, Metazoa, Chordata, Actinopteri, Cichliformes, Cichlidae.